Messenger RNA from Gavia stellata (red-throated loon), 3081 nucleotides. It is a transcript of the gene EYA3, whose product is annotated as EYA transcriptional coactivator and phosphatase 3. Gene Ontology annotation, molecular function: protein tyrosine phosphatase activity. The coding region runs from base 114 to 1838 and encodes 574 amino acids. Gene Ontology annotation, cellular component: nucleus. Lineage: Eukaryota; Metazoa; Chordata; Aves; Gaviiformes; Gaviidae. Gene Ontology annotation, biological process: cell differentiation; negative regulation of extrinsic apoptotic signaling pathway in absence of ligand; multicellular organism development. The transcript has 18 exons. The record is from RefSeq and is a predicted model, not a curated record.
CAUGUCCGCUGCGGGACGCGCUCCCGGGCCCGGCUCCGGAGCCGCCUCUCGGCUUUGAAGGCUGCCGAGGAACACACGAUUUCAAUCAUUUAAGCAUUAAAAUAGUAAUACCCAUGGAAGAGCCACAAGACUUACCCGAACAACCAGUGAAAAAAGCCAAGAUGCAGGAAUCCAGAGAACAAAGCUUAAGUCAUGUGAGCAAUGCAGAAGUCAGCGAUCAGAAACCUGAAUCUUCAAGCCUUGGUUCAAACCUUCCCAUGUCCAGUGAGAUUAUGACAUGCACUGAUUAUAUCCCAAGGUCAUCAAAUGAUUAUACCUCACAAAUGUAUUCUGCAAAGCCAUAUGCACAUAUUCUUUCUGUACCUGUAUCGGAAACAAUGAGCCCUUACCCUGGUCAGACUCAGUACCAAGCACUACAGCAGUCUCAGCCCUACACCAUCUACCCCCAGACCACCCAAACCUACGGACUACCUCCUUUCGGUGCACUGUGGCCAGGUAUGAAACCUGAAAGUGGUUUAAUUCAGACUCCAUCUACAAGUCAGCACAGUGUUCUUACCUGCACUACAGGGUUAACCACAAGCCAGCCCAGCCCAGCACAUUAUUCUUAUUCCAUUGAAGCAUCAACUACCAAUGCCAGUCCAGUCUCUACGUCCUCAACUGUUGUCAAUAUUUCCACAUCAGCGGUAGCCAGCAUCUCACAGGAAUAUCCUACGUACACGAUCCUUGGCCAAAGUCAGUACCAGACGUGUUACCCAAGUUCUGGCUUUGGAGUCGUAACACCAGCAGACAGCAACACGGAGAGUACUGCAUUAGCAACAACUACGUAUCCAACCGAAAAACCAAACGCCAUGGUGCCUACGCGGACAGUGCAGAGACAUUCCUCUGGAGAUGCAUCCACAAGUCCUUCAUUAUCAAGAGCAACAGCAAGUAAAGAGUUAGAUGAGCAGGCAAGAAAAAACAUCCCUGGGAAGAACAGGGGGAAGAGGAAAGCAGAUACUUCCUCCUCACAGGACAGUGAACUGGAGCGAGUGUUUCUCUGGGACCUGGAUGAAACCAUCAUAAUCUUCCACUCACUUCUCACAGGGUCUUAUGCUCAAAAAUAUGGCAAGGAUCCAACUCUAGUGAUUGGCUCAGGUCUGUCAAUGGAGGAGAUGAUUUUUGAAGUAGCUGAUACUCACUUGUUUUUCAAUGACUUGGAGGAGUGUGACCAGGUACACAUAGAAGAUGUGGCAUCUGAUGACAAUGGCCAAGAUUUAAGCAACUACAAUUUCUCCACGGAUGGCUUCAGUGGCUCAGGAAGUAACGCAAAUCACAGCUCAUCAGUUGGUGUCCAGGGUGGAGUGGACUGGAUGAGAAAACUGGCCUUCCGCUACCGCAGGGUACGAGAGAUCUACGACAAAUACAAAACUAAUGUUGGAGGCCUUCUUAGCCCGCAGAAGAGGGAAGCUCUGCAGCAACUAAGGACCGAUAUAGAAGUGCUAACGGAUUCCUGGCUGGAAACUGCAUUAAAGUCCCUGCUGCUCAUACAGUCCAGAAAAAACUGUGUGAACAUCCUGAUCACAACUACCCAACUGGUGCCAGCUCUUGCCAAAGUUCUCCUCUAUGGAUUGGGCGAGGUGUUUCCCAUCGAAAAUAUUUAUAGUGCUACAAAAAUAGGUAAAGAGAGCUGUUUUGAGAGGAUCGUGUCACGAUUUGGAAAGAAAGUCACCUACGUGGUAAUUGGAGAUGGGCGUGACGAGGAGGUUGCAGCUAAGCAGCACAACAUGCCUUUCUGGAGGAUCACAAAUCAUGCAGACCUCGUGUCCCUUCACCAAGCCCUCGAGUUAGACUUCCUGUAAGAAGUUGGAGCAAAGGUGUGACUGCAGCUCCUGCAAGCCCUCUCCAUCAUUGGGGAGGCAGAAAUCGCAUACAUUUGGGGACUCACUUUUCAGCUUGAUGAAGAAAACAUACCUAAUGCAAACUGUACAGUAGAACAUGACACCAGGUCAUUUCCUCAGGAGCACAGGCCCUGCCAAGUACAAAGGUGUCCUAUAAAGAAGCACUAGCCUCAGCAGAGCUAGAGCUUGUCUGAAGAAGAGACUUACAGAAGCCAGCUGAAUUCCUCUAGCAGGUAGUCUCCAGAGGGAGGGGGUGAUACAACAGCAGAAGUAUUUGUAAGAGCCUUCUCCUUUCUAUUCAGCUUAGAUGUAGAGCCCAAGUAAACACAAAACCUUAUUUUUAUAGAAAAAUACCGAUGGCAGAGCUGAACCUCCUUUGUUUUGCAAAGCUGAAAAGAGCUAUGUUUUUUUUUCAUAGGAAAUACUAAUGAAAAUGUCAAAAAUACCUCUAUUGCUGUGAAAUGUGUCCUCUCUCCUUCCCUGGGUAUUCAAAGCAGUUAAUUUAUUACAAUGACCUUAUAUUAUUUCCUCAGCGUGGGAUUACUGGAAAACAGAAAGAUAAGGGAAUGUUUCUGGGAUAUGUGGUUCCUUGUAGAGGAGUGUUCUGAGUUGAUCCUGGUGACUUCUAGUCAACGUGUGCACAAGCACUGUAACAAGCAGGAGAUCAUUGGGUUCGAGCUAUCCAUGACCCAGAGGGCAGAUCCCACAGACUUUCCCUGGAAAGGAAAACAAAACUGCCUAUGAACAUUAGAUACAGCACGACACUACUGCAGACUGCUCAGAUGUGAACAGAGUCCUCGUCUGGACUAGGAAUAAUUUGACAGAACUAAACCCUCGUGAAUGUUACAAGGAAGGGUAUGGUUAUUAACCUUCACCUCUGCUUUCCUGACUCCAUUUGUGAGAGUAGAGUCCUUUUAGUAGAACCAGAUUCCAUUUUCUUGUAUUCUUCUUUGCAUUAGCCUAACUACAUAGUUAGAAACAAAACCCUUGUUAAGAGGGACUUAAUUUUCUAAGACACUGUGACUUGGCAGCCUGGAGCACACUGGCCUUGGGAGUGAUGGUUACGCUGAUUGUUCUGCUACCAUCUCAGAAAAAAAGGGUGGAGUCAGUGACCUGCAGUACCACAAGCCAGAAGCAGCCAGCUGGAGACUGGGGGCUGGCAUGGGGCACUGGUUUUGUGCCAAGACAGGCUGUGUUCAGUGGU